AACGGCUCUCCCACUCACUAUAAAAACCCCAAAUUCCCAAUUUCCAAACCCUAAAAUCCCCAAAAUUCGAACGUUGGAGACAUUUUCACGAUUUUCCUGUCCAUCGCGAUCCAGAUGUCGUCUUGCACCGUCGCAAUUUCGAGCUCGCCGGUAUUUACUCCGGCGACGGCUUCAAUUUGCUCGCCAAAGUCGUCUUCCCCGCGACUAAUUCGCCUGCACAAGGCGAGCGGACUCGUCACGUGCUUGACCGGAGGAGACUCAUCCCCCGUCCUGAAGAGGAAGAGGCCGCCGAGGCUGGAUAUUCCGGCGUUCUUUGUGGAGGAGGCGGCGGCGGCGGUAGCGGCGGAUCCGCCGCCGGUUGAGGCGGUGGAGAUGGAGGGAGAUGGCUAUGCCGUGUGCUGUAAGAGAGGGAGGAGAGGCGAGAUGGAAGAUCGAUACUCUGCUGCCGUAGGGCUUCAAGGCGAUUCCGACCAGGCAUUGUUUGGAGUUUUCGACGGGCACGGAGGCUCGAAAGCUGCCGAAUUUGCGGCGCGGAAUUUGGACAAGAACAUCAUCACCGAACUGGGGAGAAGAGGCGGCGGCGACGACGACGAUGACGCGGAACAAGCUGUGAAGAAUGGUUAUUUCAAAACCGAUUCGGAGUUUCUGAAAACGGAUUGUCCGGGCGGGUCGUGCGCUGUGACGGCGCUGAUCAGGAACGGUAAUCUAGUAGUGGCCAAUGCGGGUGACUGUCGAGCAGUCUGCAGCAGAGGUGGGGUUGCCGAGGCAUUGACGUCGGAUCACUGCCCGUCUCGGGACGACGAGAGGCACAGAAUCGAAGCUCUGGGCGGUUUUGUGGAAUGCCGUAACGGUGUUUGGAGAGUUUUGGGGUCGUUGGCGGUGUCUCGAAGCAUUGGAGAUGAGUACCUGAAACAAUGGGUGACGGCCGAGCCGGAGAGUCGGGUUGUCCGGCUCGGACCCGAGCACGAGUUUCUUGUCAUGGCUUCCGAUGGUUUAUGGGAUAAGGUAAGCAAUCAAGAAGCUAUAGAUAUUGCGCGGCCGAUGUGCGUAAAUGUGGAUCGACCUCGGCCGGUGGCGGCGUGCCGGAAGCUUGUGGAUGUUUCUGUGUCGAGAGGGUCGAGAGAUGACAUGACUGUCAUGCUUAUUCAAUUAGGAAGAUUUUGCUAACUCUGCUGCUAAUUACAUAUAUAUACACAUACAUACUACUGAUUUGUUCGACAUUCUUUUCAAUGAUUAUUAACAUUUUAUUUGGAUAUAUAUAAACAUUUGAUUAUUUUCAUGUAUAUUGAUGAAUGUUAGAAAUUACGAUCACAUGAAAGUAAUACU
Andrographis paniculata is the source of this 1326-nucleotide messenger RNA. Its product is annotated as probable protein phosphatase 2C 2. Lineage: Eukaryota; Viridiplantae; Streptophyta; Magnoliopsida; Lamiales; Acanthaceae. The transcript is spliced from 4 exons. Bases 115 to 1167 code for a protein of 350 amino acids. Gene Ontology annotation, biological process: protein dephosphorylation. The record is from RefSeq and is a predicted model, not a curated record. Gene Ontology annotation, molecular function: cation binding; protein serine/threonine phosphatase activity.